Messenger RNA from Dufourea novaeangliae, 767 nucleotides. Its product is annotated as protein MIS12 homolog. The record is from RefSeq and is a predicted model, not a curated record. Bases 108 to 767 code for a protein of 219 amino acids. The transcript is spliced from 4 exons. Lineage: Eukaryota; Metazoa; Arthropoda; Insecta; Hymenoptera; Halictidae.
GUGAUCAUCGGAGAGAACGAAGUUGCUUCAAUGAAGUAUAAAGAGUAAUCAAGUGCUCGGAUGAAAUUAUUGUACAGUUCGCGUAUAUUCAGAACCCAUUAACGGCAAUGGCGUCCACGGAGUUGCGAAAACGUAAACGGGAAGAAUACGAGAUGCAGCUGUUCGGCUUUCAUUCAAGAGCCGUGUACGCAACCAUGCAAACUCUUAUUUCUGAAAGGAUUUGUGGUACAGCUGCAAAACUAUGCAAUACAAUUAAGGAAAAGUACAAACUAGAUUCUGGGAAUGUAACAAUGCUUAAGUCAAAUCAAAGGCAAUUAGAAAAGGCAUAUUGUAAAGCAGCAUUAUCACAUUUAAGAAUUAUUCAGAAUAUUGUAAAUAAAUACAUUGCUGUGCCAAGUAAUGUUUUGUUGGAAGAGGACAAGUAUCAGAGGACACAAUACACUGAUACAGAAUUUCAAAAUAUAAAACAAAGGUUGGAGGACUUACAACAAAGGGCAAAAAGAGCUACUAUUUUAAAUGCAUCUUUAAAGGAAGAAUUGCAGAUUUUGGAAGAGUUUCCUGUUACUGAGGAUAGAGUGAACAUUUUGCACAAGAGUAUUGAGAAUGGACUUAAAUGUACAGACAUAAACAAGCAAAUGUAUAAGUUAGUGGAAGAUUACAAGCAAUUCUCCACAAAUCUGUUUGGUGCCAUAACAAUUUCAGAAAAGUUAAAAUAUAAUACAGUAAACAAUCUUAAGUGCAAGGAAAUAGAUUUAAAUAGUCUGUAA